AGGCCGGCUCUGAUUUGAUAUCAUCGGGUAUUAAGUAAUCAUAGUUCAAUACUUCUUAUCAGAAAAUAUGGAUUAGUACAGGUUCAAAGUGUGAUAUGAAGUUCCUCAGUUUCACAUAUAAAUUGUAAAACCACCGUACCUAUCUGUCGAUAAUUAACCUCAUAAUAUCAGCCAUGAGUAAUUUAUUGUUAACAAUUAAUAAUAGGUUAGGUAUGAUAAUUAAUGGUGAAAUUUGCGAUUAUCGCUAUCGCAGCUUCUCCAUGAUUUAUUUUUAAGACUGUAAAUUAGCGAACCUAGUGGUUACGACUGCAACUAAAAAGAGAAGAAUGUUCACGAAGUUAGAAAAGCCAACUUCUCGUUUUAUUUCAUAUAAGACGGUCAAGUGUUGAGUAACAAAUUGUACGCGGAACGGGUUUUGGUUUGUGUAAACUGUUUUAAAAUAGCUCGGGAAUAAGGCCAGAAUCGUAUCCGAGCUCAGCAGUAAGCUCCUAAAAGUAGGAACUCUUAAAUAAAGGUUAAGUUCUGCUUUCACCCAGUUUUCAAAGUGAUUAUUCGUGUGCAGUGCUUUUUUUUUAAUUAUUUGUGUAAUUUCGAAAAAAUGUCGGAAAGUAAAGGAUCUUUAAUAGCAAAAUCGGUACAGAAACAUGCAGGGAGAGCAAAAGAAAAG
Messenger RNA from Photinus pyralis (common eastern firefly), 667 nucleotides. RefSeq names its product myc box-dependent-interacting protein 1-like. NCBI's taxonomy places the organism in Eukaryota, Metazoa, Arthropoda, Insecta, Coleoptera, Lampyridae. The record is from RefSeq and is a predicted model, not a curated record. Gene Ontology annotation, cellular component: plasma membrane; cytoplasm. Gene Ontology annotation, molecular function: phospholipid binding; protein binding.